Molecule: messenger RNA, 3456 nt
Organism: Paramecium sonneborni
Lineage: Eukaryota; Ciliophora; Oligohymenophorea; Peniculida; Parameciidae
Source: the annotation of a GenBank genome assembly
GUUAGUAAGGAAGAAGUGGAUGAAAGAGAAUUGAUGCGAAGUUAAUAAUUUUCUACCUAUUCAAAAUCGAACUAGAAGAAAACUACAUAAUCUUUUAUGUAAAAUUCUUAUUUGAAUUUUUAGGAAAUUUAAAUCGCAAAUGGUUGAUUCAGAUGAUGAUGUAAAUGAUAAAGUAGAUGAGAAGAAAAAUAAUAAUAAUGAUGGCGAAGAGGAAGUUUUAAAAGUAUGGACUUCAUCAAAUAAAAACAAAGAGUCUCAAAAACAAAAGUAGAUUUAGUAAGAUCAUGUUGAAAAAGAAGAUAUAGAUAAUUUAAAGCCACUAGAUUAUGAAGAAGUCUUAAGACAAAGUUAAAUAAAUUUUAAACUUUAAAAAAAUAACAUCUAAAAAGAUAAAUUAAUUAAUAAAUCUAUCACUUUAGUGGAUUCUGAAGAUGAUGAAUAAUCAAAUAAAGAGGAAUUAGCCGAUUAAGUUAUUUAAGAAAUUGGAUAAAUUUCUCAUUAAGAAAGUGAAGUCACUGCUGAAAAUAGAAUUAUGAUGAGUGUUAUGUAAACUAAACUAACUUAAUCAAUUUAAAAAUAAUUUAAAUUGCAAUAGUCUAUAAACAAUUCAUCUAAACGGAAUUAAUAAGAUGAUAUUUUAAAAUCUAAAAUUGUUUUUAUUGAUUAAAGACCUGUAAUUGUUAGAGAAGAUGACCUUUAUAUUCGUAAAAUAAAAAAAAUUCAAAAUUAUUUCAGAUAUGUUAAGACUUAUCAAAAACUUAAAAAAUAACAUAGGUAUAGAGGAUUUGUAAUAAAUGAAUUAAUUUAAACAGAAAAAAAAUAUGUUAAUGAUCUUUAAAUUAUUAAAGAAAUUAUAUUAAAACCACUUUUAAAAUUAAUUGAUUCUUAGGAUAAUGUGAAGUUUAUGUUUAAUUUGGAUAGUAUUUUAUAUUUUAACCAAGAAUUUUUAGAAAAACUUAAAGGCUAAGAAAAUAAUGUAAGAUGGAAACCUUAUGCUUAAAUUAUGGGUGAAGUUACUGUUUUAUUAGCAGGUUUUAAAUUUUAUUAUGAUUAUUGCAGAGAAUUUGAUGCUUCGAAUAAAAUGAGAGUUCAUUAUUUUAACACUAAUUAAGUAUAUAAAAAAUUUUUUAUUGAUCUCGAUAAUAAUAAAUCAAGUUAGCUCAAUAGCUAAAAUAUUGAUAAUUAUUUGAUUAAACCUGUUUAGAGAUUGCCUAAAUAUAUUUUACUAUAUAAAGAUUUAUUAAAACAUACAAAUGAAGAUCAUCCAGAUUAUAAAAAUAUUUCUUCAUGCUUGAAAAUUUUUUAAGAAAUUAAUGAUAAAAAUAAUAUCGAAAUGAAGGUUCAUCUAGAAUAAUUAAAAUUAAUAGAGCUUUAAAAUUUAUUUGGCUAAUAUAUUAAAAUAGCUGAACCUAAUAGAGUUUAUAAUUUUGAAGAAGUUUGCUCUAUUUAUACAGAUAAAAAAGAGAAUAAUGUAAUAUUAUAUGCAUUUAAUAAUCUUUUAUUAUUCACUUAAAAGAAACAAAAUGGAUAGUAGACUUAUACUUUUCAUAUUUAACUUACUUAUCAAUCUUAUAUUAAAGAUAAAGAAGAUACAAAAUAUUUUGAGAACUUUUUUGAAGUUGUUAAUAAGACUGAAUCAAUCAUCAUAAUUAAUCAUGAUAAUGAAUCUAAAAAAUAAUUAAUGGGUAAGAUUUAAGACAUCAUAUAGUAGUUAUAACAAAAAUAAACAACUAUGGAAAAUUUAAAAAAAACUACAAGUUUUUUAGAUGUUAGUGAUGCUUCAAAAGAAUAAAAAUACUAAGAUAUUGAUUAUGAAAUAAAGGUAAUAAUAAUUGGAACAGAAAUAAGAUACACAAAAGCAAAUCCUUACACAGUUUAUGUUAUUUAAAUCUAUAUUUAAGAAUAUUAAACAAAAAUAUUUGUAAGAUAUAGUUAAAUAGUUUCUCUAUAAUCUAUUGUGAAUAAGUACGAUUCAAAUUUAAAAGUUCCAGUUUUUUCAAAACUAAAUUGGUUACAUUCAAAUGAUUCUAAAGUAAUAGAUGAGAGAAAACUAUUGAUUGAAAAAUUCUUAUCAUCAGUAUUAAAUUCUUCUAAAUGUCAAAAUACAAUUGAAUAUUAAAAAUAGAUAUUAGAACUAUUAAGUUUAAAUAAAGAAUUUUUUUAAAUCCCAAAAAAGAAGAUUAUGGCUUCUUAAGAUAAAUUUGGAGAGGAAGAUAUGAUGAAAAUAAUAUUAUAGAGUCAAUUUUCAAAUGCAGUUAAACCAAAUUUACUUUAAUCAAUGAUUCUGAAUAGAUAAUCAACAAAUAUAAUGUAAGCAGCAAAAGCAUAAGCUUAGAGAUAAAGUUUACAAAGUUUGGAAUAAGAUAAUUCUGCAGUGAUUGGAUAGGCUGCUUCUAAAUAGCCAUAUUGUAUAGAAGUAAGUUUAAUGGAUGGUCGUAAAAUUGAUAUUGGAUUUUAAAAAUAAACCUUAACAUUAUUCAUCAAAAAUGAAGUUGCUAAAUUCAUUGGGUUAAAAUAAUGGCUAGAUUUUAGAUUAUUUAUAGUUGAUUAAAAUAAAGAUCAAAGAGUUAUAGAUGAUGAUGAAACAAUGUCAUCAAUAUUAGAUGCUCAUUCAAAUCAAAGUAAAGGUAUGAUUAAUGCAUUUAAAAAGUUAUUUACUUAAGAAUAAAAAUUUUAGUUUAUUUUUAGAAAAUAUUUUUAUUUACAUUGGAAGUAGGAAGAAGCGGAUUACAAAUAAGAUGAAUAAAGAUUAAGAUAUAUUGUAUAUGAUUUAAUUUGGGAAACAAGAAAUGAAAAAUUUUAAUUUAAUUUCAAUGAGUUUUGUUUGAUUACUGCACUAUUUUACUAUUCGACAAACACAAGUUCAAAUUAAAUUUCAAUGCUCUUAACAAAAGUAAUACCUAAAAACAUUUUUAAAAAUAAAAAAGAAGAAGUUUGGAUUAAAGAAAUUGUUAAUAAUAUUAAUACUUUACAAUAGCAGUUAAAAUAAAUGCAAAAAUAGAACUAACAAUCUUUAAUUAAUAAAAACAAAAACAUUUGUACCUCCAUAUCAGGAUUAGCUUAAUUAAUGAUUAUGGAUUUCUUUAAAACUAAAUCCCUUUUUGGAAUGUCAUAAUUUUUUGUAGAAUGCAAUAAAUAAACAAUAUAACAUAUUUAUUUACAUUUUAAUGUAAAAAUUAACAGCAAUAUCUUUAUUGGAUUAAAUUAUUCUGGAUUUCAUAUUCUUAAACCAGAAAACAAAACCAUAGGUUUUACAUGUCUAUAUGAGAAAAUGACAGAAAUGAAAGCUUGUACAACAGAAUUUUGUUGUACCAUUAAUGACAUUAAACUUACAUUUAAAACUUAAUUUCCCUAUGAAGUAAAAUUUAAAUUAAUUUUUUUUAGAUAAAAUCAUUGAUUAAAGAGUAUUCUCAAUUGCGAGAAUUCACAAAUCAAUUAGCAUAAGGUAUAAAUUGA